Messenger RNA from Elaeis guineensis (African oil palm), 1561 nucleotides. Its product is annotated as bZIP transcription factor 53. Gene Ontology annotation, molecular function: transcription cis-regulatory region binding; DNA-binding transcription factor activity. Gene Ontology annotation, biological process: positive regulation of DNA-templated transcription. The record is from RefSeq and is a predicted model, not a curated record. Gene Ontology annotation, cellular component: nucleus. Lineage: Eukaryota; Viridiplantae; Streptophyta; Magnoliopsida; Arecales; Arecaceae.
GUUCCAAACGUUCUCUCCGUUUGCUUGUUCUAUCGGUGUUCUGACUUCCCUUCCAGCUAAGUAUUCCCUGUCUUCCUCGUUUUAGAUCGUUUCUGUUCCGUUUCUUUAGGCCUUUUUUUGGGGUGUUCUUUGAUCUCUUGGUUGCUUAUCUAAAUCUUUUGAAGGUAAAACCGGUGACCAAAUCUCAACUUCUGUUGUUGGUUUUGGUUUUGGUUUUCGGGUCGAUCUCGUCCCCCAAAAUCAAAUCUUUUUAGGUUUAGAGAAAGCCCCUCUUCCCCAAAUCUGAUCUUUUUUGGUGGAUCUUUUGAUCCGGAGAAGCCUCUCUUCCAAAAAUCGCUUUUUUGAAGUCUCUUUUCAAUUUGGAUUACAUCCCGUUCCCAAAAUCCGAUCUUUGGUAAGAUUCCAAGCCUAGUGCCAUCGGAUCCAGGUCCAAUAUCCCCUGUUCUUGCUGUUUGUUCUGAUUUCUUGUCCUGGCUGCGUUGGUCUUCCAGUAAAAAUCCCUCCUUUGUUCAUAGAAACUGGUCUUCUGUUUAUAUUUUAAGCCUAUAUUCUGGAACUCGAUGUUCUCGGGCUUAAUUCUUCUAUCGAUAAUCUUUCUCUAGACUCUAUGAAUUUCACUACUCUCCAUCGCCGCCGCAUCUGUGUCCUCCAAUCCUUCUCAGUGGUGUUCCUCUACUGGUUCUACAUCUUCUCAUGAAAUAAACCUCAUUGUUUGAUCGGUUCAAUUCAAAACAAGCACCAAUCUUUUUCUCCACUUGAGUUCCUACGAGCUCCAAUUCGAUCCAAGAACUUAUUUGAAAGAGAAUGUCUUCAUUGCCUGCCCACCAAUCUUUUGAGUCCAAGGGCAAUCCUCAGCUUGUGAUGGAUGAGAGGAAGCGGAAGAGGAUGCUCUCGAACAGGGAGUCAGCGAGGAGGUCCCGGAUGAAGAAGCAGCACCAUCUCGAUGAUCUCAUAAACCAAGCAGCUCAGCUUAGGAAUGAGAAUGAGCACAUUGUGAUGCAGGCCAAUUUGAUCACCCAGCGAUACACCGAGCUGGAGACAGAGAACUCUGUUCUGAGAGCCCAGGUGAUGGAGUUGACCGAGAGGUUGCAGUCACUGAAUUCGGUGCUCCAUAUCUUCGAGGAGGUCAGCGGGAUGGCGAUGGACAUACCGGAGAUACCAGACCCUCUUCUGAGGCCAUGGCAGCUCCCUUGCCCAGCCCAGCCGAUCAUGGCCACUGCAGACAUGUUCCAGUUCUGAAUCAUGAGCACCUUGAAGGGUCUUGUUGGCUUGGUUUAGAGUUAAUUACUAGUUCAGUGGUGUGUUGCAUAUGUUGUAUUCUUAGGUCUCUGAUGGAGUUAUCGGUUAUGUCUAACUAGUAUGUUUUUGAAUUUUUGUGUUUUAAUUCAGUGUGUGGUGUGGGCUUGUGUUUGAUGUAAUAUUUCCUGUAUUACAUGUGGUAUUAAGUGUUUAAAUGGUUGUUUAAUGUGGUGGAAGUAUGAACUUGGUUUGAGUUUCAAUGUAAUGCGAAUUUUGGUUAAAUUGUGGUAGAUCUCAAUUGCUUUUAAAGCAUUUCAAAGAA